AAAUGAUUUUGUUCUUAAUUGAUCUGGGGCAAAUAAAUUAUGGGUGAUCCAUUCCUGGAGCUGCACUUCAACCUAAAGAGAUGCACCAAGAUUGGCAGUGAAUAGUAACACUACUUCUAAUCGAGUUCCCCAAAUCACUUCUCAAUGGCCUCCUAAAAAUAGCUGCGAAAAUGCGGCCGCCUAUCCGGAACCCUAUUCCCUUCUCCAAGUUCAGACCCGCGGCGGCGGCAGCCGCCCCCCGCCUGCCCAAAGACGACGACGAAAACUUCCUGGCAGUUCUAAACGACGUCGCGCGGGGAAGUCAGAGCUGGUCCGUCGCUCUCGAGAACCCCUCCAUUUCCACGCGCCUCAGCGGGAAUCACAUAGAGUGGUUCAUCCUCCGGAAUCUCCAUGACUCCAGGUUAGCUCUCCGCUUCUUCAAUUUCCUCGGCCUUCACAAGAAUUUCUGCCACUCGACGGCUUCGUUUUGCCUCCUCGUUCACUCCUUAGUCCAGUCAAAACUUUACUGGCCAGCGACGUCGCUUUUGCAGACCCUUUUGCAAAGGGAUGAGAAUCCCGCUUUUGUGUUUCAGAUUUUUUUCGAUUCUUAUAAAAGAUCCGAUAUUUCUUCGCCGUACGGAUUUGAUUUAUUAGUGCAAAGUUAUGUUCAGAGUAGAAGGGUUUUGGAUUCGGUUGUCGUUCUCAAUUUGAUGAAGGAAUGCGGUUUGUUUCCGGAGGCGAGGACGAUGAGUGCAGUGUUGAAUGGGUUGAUCAGAGUGAGGAGAUUUGAGAUGGUGCUUGCCUUGUUUGAUGAAAUGCUUGUGAAUUCGAGGAUGGUUGCUGAUGUUUAUAUAUAUGCUGCUGUGAUUAGGAGCUUGUGUGAGUUGAGAGAUUAUGAUAGAGCAAAGGAAAUGAUCGGUUGGAUUGAGGGGAAUGGAGGGAAGUUGAAUGUGGUGAUUUAUAAUGUGUUGAUUCAUGGGCUGUGUAAGAGUGGUAGAGUCUCGGAGGCUGUUGAGAUUAAGAAUUCGUUGUGUUAUAAGGGCAUGAGAGCCGAUGUUGUCACAUAUUGUACAUUGGUGCUAGGAUUGUGUAGAGUGAAUGAGUUUGGGUUUGCAAGAGAUUUGGUGGAUGAGAUGGUAGAGUGUGGGAUUGUUCCGAGUGUGGAGGCUUUGUCAAGUGUUAUUGAUGGGAUGAGGAGAAGAGGGGAAGUUGCUGAUGCUUAUGAUUUGAUUGAUAAGGUGGAGAAAUUUGGGGAAAUGCCUAAUUUAUAUGUUUGCAAUGCUAUGAUUCACUCAUUGUGUAAAGAUGAAAAGUUAGAGAAAGCAAAGUUGCUUUUCAUGAAGAUGGAGGAGAAGGGUUUGAUCAUAAAUGAAGUAAGUUAUAACAUUUUGAUCAAUCUGUUCUGUAAAAGUGGGAAACUGGAUGAAGCUAUCAGUGUUCUUGGUAAAAUGCUCGGUGCAGGAAUAAAGCCAACUGUUUACACGUACAACAUGUUAAUUAGUGGGCAGUGCAAGUUGGGAAAAUUGAGUGCAGCUGAAACACUGUUUCUUGAGAUGAAUAAAAUAGGAUUGAGCCACACUGUUGUAACAUACACUUCUUUGAUUGAUGGCUACUGUAAGCAAAGAGAAAUGGAUAAGGCAUUCCGGCUAUAUCACGAGAUGACUGGGAAAGGGAUUUCACCUAAUGUUUAUUCAUUCACUGCACUGAUCUAUGGUCUUUGCAAUGCAAAUAUGAUGGCUGAAGCGUGUAAAAUGUUCAAGAAAAUGUCGGAAAUGAAUGUUGCUCCAAAUGAGGUAACAUACAACAUUCUGAUAGAAGGAAAUUGUAAAGUAGGCAACAUAGCAAGAGCUUUUGAGUUGUUUGAUGAGAUGUUGAAGAAGGGUCUUACACCAGACACGUUUACCUACAGGCCUCUAAUCUACGGGCUUUGUUCCACAGGUAGAGUAUCUGAAGCAAGAGAAUUUAUGGAUGGUCUCCAUGAUUUGAACGAGUUUUGUUAUUCUGAACUGAUGCAUGCCUAUUGUAGGGAUGGACGACUGAAAGAUGCACUAAGUGCUCGUGAUGAGAUGGGGGAGAGAGGUAUUAACAUGGAUCUUAUAUGCUAUGCUAUAAUUAUUCAAGGGGUUCUUGUGGAGAAGGAUUCAACAUUAUUGAUUAAGAUUUUGAAGGAAAUUCAUGACCGGGGACUGAGGCCUGAUAAUUUUGUCUAUACUAGUCUCAUCGACAAGUAUGGAAAGACCGGUGAUCUUGGGAUGGCUAUGGCUCAUUGGGAUCUUAUGAUCAGUGAAGGCUUUGCGCCAAAUGUUGUGACAUACACUGUGAUGAUUAAUAACCUAUGCAAGGAAGGAUUUGUGAGGAAAGCGGAGGUUCUAUUAAAGGAAAUGUUGAUCAGCGGGAUAAUUCCAAAUGAGAUCACGCACGGGUGCUUUCUCGAUCAUCUUACCAGACAAGGGAAUAUGGAGGAGGCUAAACAGCUGCAUAAGGCAAUGCUCAAAGGUUUCCUUGUUACCACAGUGACAUACAAUAUUCUCAUUCGAGGUUUCUGCAAGUUGGGCCGAAUUGAGGAAGCUUCUCAGACCCUAGACGAAAUGUCAGAUAAUGGUAUUUCUCCAGAUUGUAUUAGCUACUCAACCAUUAUAUAUGAAUAUUGUAGAAGAGGUAACUUGCAAGGAGCCUUCAGCUUAUGGGAAUCAAUGUUAAACAAGGAGAUUAAGCCUGAUGCAGUUGCUUAUAACUUGCUGAUACAUUCUUGCUGUGCUGCCGGAGAGUUUAAUAAGGCUUUUGAAUUUCAUAAUAGUAUGGUGAAAAGAGGUCUGAAGCUAACUCGGGCGACGUAUGCAUGUCUCAUGCAACAGACGCGCGUGCAAGAAUCACCACUUGAGCCUACCACGAGCUAGCCGUAGGCCGGAACAAUCUGGUAGUAUUGAUCUCAAAUGCUCACCCCCAAUUUUGACGGAGGUUAAUUUUCUUGUAUAGUAACAUAGAACGUCAGAAACAAGGUGAAGUCAUGGCAGAGUGUGCACAUAUCAUGUAUUCACUCCUUGAUUUUUCAAUUUGCCAUAAUAUUCGUUUCUCGAUUUACAAUGCU
Molecule: messenger RNA, 3067 nt
Organism: Salvia miltiorrhiza (redroot sage)
Lineage: Eukaryota; Viridiplantae; Streptophyta; Magnoliopsida; Lamiales; Lamiaceae
Product: putative pentatricopeptide repeat-containing protein At5g59900
Exons: 1
Coding region: 171-2876 (901 amino acids)
Molecular function (GO): protein binding
Source: RefSeq, a predicted model, not a curated record